AUGUCUCAGGUGAUAGACAUUUUCACUUCAAAAGGGUUUACCGUGCAAGAGAUGGUGGCUCUAGCUGGUGGACACACAAUAGGAUUCUCUCACUGCAAACAGUUUAGCAAUAGGCUCUUCAACUUCAGCAAGACCUCUGAGACUGAUCCUAUUUACAACCCACAGUAUGCCGCAGGGCUAAAGAAACUCUGUCAAAAUUAUCAACAAGAUCCUUCCAUGUCAGCGUAUAACGACGUGAUGACACCUAACAAGUUUGAUAACAUGUAUUUUAAAAACUUGAAGAGAGGGUUAGGGCUUUUGGCUACAGAUAGUUUGAUGUUUGAGGAUAAGAGGACAAAACCCUUUGUGGAAUUGUAUGCUACAGACCAAACUAAGUUCUUUGAGGAUUUUGGUAAUGCUAUGCGCAAGGUUAGUGUUUUGCAUGUUAAGGCGGGGAAGGAAGGAGAGAUACGACAUAGGUGUGAUACUUUCAACAAACUUAAUGAUAAUCUAUGA
Trifolium pratense (red clover) is the source of this 495-nucleotide messenger RNA. Its product is annotated as peroxidase 65-like. The transcript is spliced from 2 exons. Gene Ontology annotation, biological process: response to oxidative stress. The record is from RefSeq and is a predicted model, not a curated record. NCBI's taxonomy places the organism in Eukaryota, Viridiplantae, Streptophyta, Magnoliopsida, Fabales, Fabaceae. Gene Ontology annotation, molecular function: peroxidase activity; heme binding. The coding region runs from base 1 to 495 and encodes 164 amino acids.